UUCUCUGUACCGAGUUAUCAACUUAAACUCCACUUCAAUGAGUAGUUGAAGUAUGAUUCCAUCCUUUUUCAUGAACCCGGUGCUUUCGAAAUCCGGCCCCUCUCGAGCACUCAUUAACAUUUAUGAUUUCAUGAUCGCAAUCUCACAUUCAAACCUUCUCCAAUCACUGCCCACAAAUUACAUCCUCAUCGCCGCUUGUCGAUCACGAUGGCACUCAAGUUGACUGUUAAGGAAUCCGGGGUUUUUGCCUUCCGAGCUUUUAGGACUUCAAGCAAGGCAAGCACAACGGCCGAUAUCUCUUUGAGAGGCUCUGAACAGAACAGAGUCCCCGAAAAGUAUAAAAGGUGCACUGUAGACCGGAGUCGCCCUACAUCCAAACUCGUACUCACAACUUGACAACUGUAACACCUUCACCUUACCACAAAAAUGAGCAACAUCAUCGACGACGACGACUCUAAAUUCAGAGGCGCCGGCAUGGUCUACAUCCGUAACGACUUCAAGCUAUGGUUUCCAAGCUAAGCGUCAAUUAUGGUAACGACGGUUGGUUCUCCAUCCCCGCGUCCUUCGAUGACCCCGAAGCCAUGUGGGACCGUUCGAAGAACAACUAUGAGUUGAUCGCCUUCAAGGACGAAGAGAACAACCGCGUCGGGUACUACAUGGAUCUUGAGGGGUUCACGACCUACGUGACAGUCCGCCAAGUCUUCGACCAGAUCGACAUCAAGCAGGUCCCGCCCUCAAAUUGAUUGUUCAUGUGCGCCUCCCAGACAACUCUGAAUUCAGACGGUAUCGGAUUAUUCAGUGGAUACGGACACCCCCACUUUUUGCCUCGACUGUUAUCAACUUUGCCCUUCCUGCCGGACAUGAGGAUAUGACUCGGAUUUGACUGCAGCUCUGGAGUUGAACGUUGAAGACUCCGGAGUUCAUGUAGCGAACGCGGGAGAAUCUAUCAUGGCGUAGUACCAAGAAUUUUAACCUGUAGUUCAAAAUUUGAGACAUCUGUAGAGAAGGACAAUUCAUUCAAUCUUUGCUGAAAUUUGGUCAGUUGAAUGUUUGAAUUUAAUUCAACAUUUAACUUGAAUCCCAUUGGGACUCACAACAUUCCGUCAAGCACAC
This is a messenger RNA of Marasmius oreades (fairy-ring Marasmius), 1113 nucleotides long. RefSeq lists its product as uncharacterized. The record is from RefSeq and is a predicted model, not a curated record. The transcript has 4 exons. Bases 504 to 743 code for a protein of 79 amino acids. Lineage: Eukaryota; Fungi; Basidiomycota; Agaricomycetes; Agaricales; Marasmiaceae.